AUAGCAAGUGUAUUCAAACUGCGGCUUCCCUAAAUUAGCUUCUUUUUUUGUUUACGUUGUAAAAUCUCAUCAGGGUUUUAAAUAUCUUUUUCCUUUCUUUUUGAAGAAGCAGUUUAUUAUUAAUUGCUUAUCUCUGGAAACUCUACGGAAUGAAUCCAUGAGUAUCUCCACAAAGACCCAAUUACAUUCACAAAUUCAACCUGAUUUACGAGCCGCUACCAAGUGCCCUUCCUGCCAUUGGAUCGCCACCGCUGCGCACCUGAGGCCGCCGCCUGAUAAGAGGAAUCCGAACCGGACCGUCUGCUCUAGAUGGCUAGAUAAGGCCUUUGUGUGUUUUGUUUUCUCCCGGUGGUGUUGCUGGAGUGCCCCAGGCCCAGGUUUAGUUGGUGAAACAACGCCACGCAGCAUGGGCCACACGAAACAGAACCCCGCACGGCAGCUACUGAUCCUGAUCCUGGGAUCUGGACUCCUCCUAGCCGGAGUUAGGGGUGAUUACGGCGACUUGGCUGGCAAUUGGCUGGUGGACUUCGGGGGCCAGACGGAGCUGCGACUGUCGGAGGGCGAAAGCCAUCAGCUAACGUUGCACAUAACCAAUGUUAGGCUGGUGGAUCCAAGCACUGACUAUACUUUUUAUGUGUACUCAAAGGACGAGGCGAAAGCCGCGUCUUUGGUCACCGUGAGGAAGGAGGAGUUCGAUGCCUCGGGCAGCUGGCAGGGUCCGGUGGAGGUGAGAGGCGUACGCUUUGGGUACAGCGUCCUGCUGGUGGAUCUGGCGUUGGCUGCUGAUGUUAAAGAGUCCUAUCCGAGUCCCCUGCCCCUGGCGGUCCUCCGAUCUCGCGUGGUAGACGAGCGCGUUACCACAUACGUGUCUGCAGCCUUGGCCCUGCUUAUGUUCCUCAAUCUGGGCACCGUGCUGGAUCUGCAUCGGCUGGCCGGGAUUGUCUGCCGGCCUGUUGGGCCAGUGGUCGGUGUGGUCAGCCGUUAUGCCAUAAUGCCCGCUCUGGGAUUCGGCCUGGGCCGUGCUCUGUGGCCCGGCCAGUGGCCACUGCAGCUGGCGCUCUUCUACUCGGCUCUGGCGCCGAGCGGCGGUCUGGCCAACAUCUGCACGGUAUUCCUCAAGGGUAAUGUGAACCUAUCGGUGGCCACCACCACCAUCAACAGUCUGCUGGCAUUGGCCUUCCUGCCCCUGUGGAUCCUGGUGCUGGGGAGGCUGCUCUACGAGGAUGAUGAGCUGGCGGUGCCAUUCGGUGAACUAUCCGGCGGAGCGGCUGCUUUGGUGGCCUGCCUGGCCAUUGGCAUAAUGCUGCGCCUGUGCGUGCCCAAGACAACGCGACUCAUCUUCCGCUUCCUGAAGCCGCUGUCGGUGGUGCUCAGUCUGUGUCUGGUGGGUCUGACGGUGGGCCUGAACUGGUUCGUCUUUCUGGAGUUUACCUGGCAGGUUCUGGUGGCUGCCUUGUGCCUGCCCCUGGCUGGCUACCUGGCCACUUACCUUCUGUCAAAGAUCCUCUGCCGCACUGGGACCGAUGCCCUCACCCUGGCCAUUGAGACCAUUGUCCUUAACAUGACCAUGCCCAUUGUCCUGCUGCAGUCCAGCCAGCUGGAGCAGCCACAGCUGGAUCUUGUGCUUGUGGUGCCCAUUGCCUCCUCGCUGUUCUCCCUGCUGCUGGUCAUCGGGUUCUAUGGGGUGCGUCGUUGCCUGGGCCGGAAUAAGCGACAGGAUGAGGAUGGCUUUGAUCACAAGCAACUGAUGGCGGACCAGGAGAGCGAGAGUACCGCCGUCUACCAGCAGCAGUCCUGAGGCGUUUCCUAGUCUUACAACUUGGCGAAUUAUUUAAUUUAAUUUAUUAAAUAUUAAUUAAGUU
Messenger RNA from Drosophila kikkawai, 1862 nucleotides. Its product is annotated as ileal sodium/bile acid cotransporter. The record is from RefSeq and is a predicted model, not a curated record. Gene Ontology annotation, cellular component: membrane. NCBI's taxonomy places the organism in Eukaryota, Metazoa, Arthropoda, Insecta, Diptera, Drosophilidae.